CAGGCAUCAGAAAUGGAGGGCAAGAUUGAAUCGGUGCAGGUCUUCGGCCGCAAGAAGAACGCCACGGCUGUCGCUUACUGCAAGCGCGGCCACGGCCUCAUCAAGGUCAACGGCACGCCCAUCGAGCUCGUGGAGCCCGAGAUCCUGCGCGUCAAGACAUACGAGCCCGUGCUCCUGCUCGGCCAGCAGCGUUUCGCCAACGUGGACAUCCGCAUCCGCGUGAAGGGUGGUGGUCACACCGCUCAGAUCUACGCUAUCCGUCAGGCCAUCGCCAAGGCCAUUGUCGCCUACUACCAGAAGUACGUGGACGAGGCCUCCAAGAAGGAGAUCAAGGACAUCCUGCUCGCCUACGAUCGUACCCUCCUGGUCGCCGACCCCCGUCGCUGCGAGGCCAAGAAGUUCGGUGGUGCCAGCGCCCGCGCUCGCUUCCAGAAGUCGUACCGUUAAGCGGCGUCUUCCAGCCGAGGGGUCGCUCCUGUUUCUUCCUGCUCUCAGCGCUUCGAGUCGCUUGCUUCUGGCGUGCGCUCGCUUGUGUCUGCCAUUCGCGUGGCAUGGCGCUCGGCAGCUGUAGACGUCUAAGGUAGCGGGAGCUUUCAAGCCCCAUAAUAAACGUGCGAUAAGUUAGCGGCAUUUUUUCUUG
Messenger RNA from Phytophthora sojae, 640 nucleotides. RefSeq lists its product as hypothetical. Gene Ontology annotation, cellular component: cytosolic small ribosomal subunit; ribosome. The coding region runs from base 13 to 447 and encodes 144 amino acids. The record is from RefSeq and is a predicted model, not a curated record. Gene Ontology annotation, molecular function: RNA binding; structural constituent of ribosome. The transcript is spliced from 3 exons. Lineage: Eukaryota; Oomycota; Peronosporomycetes; Peronosporales; Peronosporaceae. Gene Ontology annotation, biological process: maturation of SSU-rRNA from tricistronic rRNA transcript (SSU-rRNA, 5.8S rRNA, LSU-rRNA); translation.